CAGAAGCACUGGAAGCGACCCGAGCCGUCGACAGAAUGCAGAAGCGAAAUGGAUACGCAUCAAGACCUGCUCUCCUCCGUCAGUGCCUCCUUCAGCAACAUUCGUUCACGAAACGCUCGGAUGAAAUGAAGACAUCAUUCCGCGCCUGAUUCCAACGCAAGACGACGUAAACUGUGGCGAUGAGGACGAGCCUCGGUUAUGCCACCUUCGUGCUUCUGUCAGCGACUCUGCUCGGCACUUGCAGAGCCCACUUAAAAUCAGGCUGCAAAAUAGAGACGCUGCGCACCUGCGGGGAAGAGUACGUUCCCUAUCUGAUGACCCAGCGUAUGCCGGAGACACCGCAAGAGCUGGCCAAGGAAUGCGCGAAAUAUAAACAACAGAUAGCGUGUACUCUCCAUUUCCAUCAUGACUGCACCAGGGGACGAAGCCAGAGCGCUGCGCUCGCAACUGUAGCAGCACUGGGCGAAAACAUGGAAGCCGUUUGCACUCCAGGUUCAGGACCGAACAAAGCGUACCUGACGGGUGUCAAAUGCAUGAACUACGCCGGUGACAAACUCCACACCUGCUUCACCAAUUUGAAUAGCGCGGUGCUGCGAGCAGUGUUCAAGGCACCAGCCAAGGCAGCAAUCCACUACACCUGCUGUGCGUACCACAACGUAACAGAGUGCAUCGCCAAGACACUGGCUCCCUGCCACCGCGUCGGGGCCAAGGACUUCCUGCUCGGCGUCCUGGAGCGAGUGGUGGGAACAGGGCUGCGGGCAGCCUGUGCUGUCCACACUAAAGGCUCCGAUGCCUGCAAGGCGCUCAAGCCUUUGCCGCAGCUGGGUGCCAAGGACGUCGCCGUCGACAGCCUCAUCGAGCUCCUGGCCGAAGCCGCGUCGACGAUUGGCCGGAGACCCUAAUCAUUGCGGGAAUUUUCACUUUUAUUUUUUAAAGUGGCGCAUCGCUUACCAAACGUUACAAGACUUCAUUUUAUAGGGCGACGCGUCGGUCGCACAUUCAUUCUUAACCUCCUCUAUCUGUUCUGAAUUGUCUUGUCCCAUAUUCAGGUAGCGAACUGGCGAAUUCUCCAGUAACGCAGCGCUAACGGUGACGCUAAGAACAAGAACCGAAAGGACAGGCGCUGAACAAUUGAUUUCCUUCUUCGUUGUUUUAAAUACUGCGUGUGUAGUUGUGGAUAUUAAUUCACCUAAUUAAGAUGCCACAUAAUCAUUAUCAUCGUCAACUAGGCUAAAUGUCAGUUCUGUUAAACGCACACUUUUGUUUAGAAGGCCUCAAUGGCUUUAUUUUUUUACCGACGUAUUCGCACGGCUAUAGGCUAGAUUUUCAAUGAGUAAAUCUUAACGGCUAACACCUACGAAAUUCGAGUUUAAGUAAAGUGGUUAUAGAUGACUCGAAUAUACCACUGAAGGUGGUCCUGGCAAUGCUGUGCAACAGGUUAUGGUACAGCUUUUUUUGGCAGCCUUUAAAGAGCACGUGAGCAAACGACAUGUUCAGAUCGUCGUAAGUGCCUACGAGUACACGUUGCCUCAGAGAUUUUCGAGUGCGCUGGAGACACGACCUUAUUUCUGAGGGGUAUGUCCAGAUAAGAACGAACGCGAGGUCCUAUAGUCACCAUUCCAGAAGUUGAUAAAAUUUACUGUGGAUACAGGUAUUGCACCCAGAACAAUGAUUUUGAAGUAGUUUUGAGAAUAAAAUUUGUCUCCGUAAAAAACAAAUACACUUAGUUUAGCCGCAAAAAACACAUUUCUGCCAAUGUAGCAG
Messenger RNA from Rhipicephalus sanguineus (brown dog tick), 1764 nucleotides. RefSeq lists its product as uncharacterized. NCBI's taxonomy places the organism in Eukaryota, Metazoa, Arthropoda, Arachnida, Ixodida, Ixodidae. The coding region runs from base 180 to 902 and encodes 240 amino acids. The record is from RefSeq and is a predicted model, not a curated record. The transcript is spliced from 5 exons.